Pocillopora damicornis (cauliflower coral) is the source of this 4305-nucleotide messenger RNA. RefSeq lists its product as uncharacterized. Gene Ontology annotation, molecular function: metalloendopeptidase activity. Gene Ontology annotation, biological process: proteolysis. The record is from RefSeq and is a predicted model, not a curated record. Lineage: Eukaryota; Metazoa; Cnidaria; Anthozoa; Scleractinia; Pocilloporidae.
AUGUUGUUACAGGGAGGUCACGUGGAUACUGCCUCAUAUCGCUUGGCUGCUUUUGACAAGGACUGGACCCUGGAUGUAAAACGAAAUAAGGAACUUAUUCCUCCAUCUUUUGCUGUUCGUACAUUUGCAAAUGAUGGGUCGGAAAUUAUUCAAAAGGGCGUAGCUGAUCAUUGUCAUUAUCAGGGCUCCAUCCGGGGUUUAAAGGAUUCUUAUGUUGUCCUUAACACUUGUUCCGGACUGAGAGGAAUAAUAGAUGAUGGCCGUGAGACAUUUUACAUCAAACCUGAGAUUGGAAAAGAAGAGCAUGGAAUUCACAGAGUUAGCAAAGCCAAAGAAGACGAAUUUAAAGACAUUGUCGAUAAGUGCGGAAACAAGGAAACACAGGCAGACUCUCGUUCUACGAACGAAAAUUUAGGCCCAUUCUCACGGAUAAGACGAAGCAUAUCGGGUGACAUCGAUGAAUUCUACAAACCAUUUCUGACAACAGAUGAGACACGAUACAAUGAGCUCGCGAUUUGUGUGGAUUUUGAAAUGUACAACAAUCAUAACAAUGAUACCAAAGCUAUCACAGACCGAGUUACUACUUUAGUAAAUGCUGUUGAUGCGGUAAGAAAUCUUAAAACUAUCAUUGGUCCUUAUGUGACUGUUGCCCAUGAAAUGGGUCAUAACUUUGGAUUCGCUCAUGACACAGGGACCUGCAAGUGCUUAACUCCGCGAGGCUGUAUCAUGGGAGGUCACAAGACCAGACUUCCAGGAUUUUCAAAUUGCAGUUUAACGUCGCUGCAAAGGGUUAACGAUGCUUGCUUGUACAACGUGCCAACUUACAAGGCUGUCAACGGUUACUGUGGAAACGGCAUACGCGAAGAAGGAGAGGAAUGUGACUGCGGUACUCCAGAGAUGUGUGAGGCCCGUGAUCCUUGCUGCGAACCCCACAAUUGUGUUCUCAAAGAGGAGUCACAGUGCAGUGACCUACAUCAUUCUUGCUGCAAAACUUGUUUUACUCUUCUUUAGUUUAAGAAACAAGGAAAAUUAUGUCGCGCAGUCCAGUCAGAUUGUGACGUUCCAGAGUACUGCACUGGUGAUUCAAGAGACUGUCCAGAGGAUUCUUACAUCAUCGAUGGAUAUCCUUGCGACCAGACUAAAACAGUAAUUCAGGGAAACACCAACUUCUACAGUAUUAAGACAAGAGACUUGAACCCAAAAGUCACUGCUCGAUAUCUUCGUAUCAAUCCUCAGUACUGGAAAGGCUGGCCUUGUCUGAGAACUGAUUUCAUGGGAUGUUCUAAAGAUGAAGCAAGUCCAACAGAGCCGACACCACUGAGGUCUUAUUACUUAAACCUUUGCCUCACUACGAGAAGCAAGAAUUGCACACCAGAUGACAACGAUCUCUUAGAAUAUGCAUCAGGUGAUCUUUGCUUAGAAAGUCAUUUUCAAUUUACCCUUGGAGCAGACGGGGUGUUGCGCCACACUUGCAGUGGGAAAAUGGUUUGUCCUGAAAAUGGCGGUACACGUAAUGGUGUGAGGAUUGUUGUCAGUAGUACCUGUACACUUGAAGACUCCAAAUUUGAAAGAACUUCAGGUAAGAAAUAAAGAGGGUCGGCAUGUUUUUCAUACAAAAAACGAGUAGCGAUUUCCCAAAAAGAGGUAUGUACAUGAUUAAUGUGUAUGUAUUUAUUCCAUAUCGUAACAUGUUUUAUCGUUCUAGAUUGUGUAGAGCCACUCGGAAUGCAGAACGGAGAGAUCAAAGACAGCCAGAUCACUGCUUCCUCCGCCGGAAAGAAUGAACCUGCUUAUAAUGCAAGGCUCAAUUUAGAGGGAAAAAGUUGGUGUGCUGCAGAGAAGAGUAAAAGCGAGUAUUUACAAGUUGAUCUUGGAGAGAUCAAAACUGUCAGCAAAGUCCUCAUACAGGGAAAAGGGACCUGGAGGCACUGGGUGACUGGCUUCUUCUUACACUACAGUGAUGAUGGUCAGCGGUGGGCAAGUUAUUCUGAGAGUGGGGACAAACAGCACUCUAAUUCCCACUGUUAUCUUGGCAAGUGCAGCGAAAUUCUUGAAACUCAGUGCAAGGACUUAUGGGGAGCUACCGCCCAAAGCGCUGAUCAAGGAUGCUACGAAAAACUGAACACUGAGGCCGCUGGAUAAGGUACAUGUGAUCCAGCAACCAAUUCAUCAUGCACUGCAAGUGACGUCUUAUGUGGCCAACUACAGUGUGAGGACAGCAAAACCAAACCAGUUGUUGACUAUGGAAGGUCAUAUACCAAAAUACGUUUGGAUGAUGGGAAUAAAUGCAGUGCUGCAGUCUUGAAGUUAGAUGACGAAAUCGGUCAAGGAAUGGUUAGGGAAGGAACAAAAUGUGGAAUCAAUAAGAUGUGCAUCGAUUACAAGUGCCAGUCAUUUGAUGAUCUCGGUAUCAGUGUCCGCUGUCCGUCGGUCAACAACGAGGAGUGCGCAGGAAGAGGGAUCUGUACUAACAAAAAGGAAUGCCAUUGUAAGGGAGGAUUUGAUCACAGAGACAGUUGUAACUCAGAACUUAUACCUCGUGAUGGAGCCUGGGGUGACUGGUCCUCAUGGACUGAGUGUGAUAAGGGCUGUGAUGGUGGAAAGAGAAGAAGACAUCGGUUCUGCAACAAUCCCUUUCCCCUACAUGGAGGAGCUGACUGCCCAGGAGAACGACACGAAAAGGAGGGCUGCAACACAGAGAGUUGUCCUGUGGUAAUUUCAUGCCAUCACUUACAGAAAGUUGGGAAAGAACAGAAUCAUGACUAUCCUGAUGGCGUCUGCAAGAUUUACCCCACAGGCCCUCAGCCAAUCAUGGCAUACUGUGAUAUGUCACGUGAUGGUGGGGGAUGGACACUAUUGGUCACUAGUCACACCAACGGCUGGACGGCAGAAAAUGUGAGGUUAAAAAACUCGAACUCUCCAAAGCUUACUAAUGAUUAUUCCAUCCUGCAGUAUGCAGACAGUAUUAAGGAUAACAUCAACGUGGCUGGAUCCAAGUUUGAAUAUCGACUAGAGGCGCAAAGUCCAGACCGUUGGGGAGGUGUAUGGAAGGCUCCAAGAGGUUACACUUUCACCGCUGAGGACAACAAACAAACAAGAGUUGAGCUUCUCAAGAAAUUUGACAAUUGGAAAUAUGCAAACAGUGGUAUUGAACAAAGAAUGCCAUGGAUUUCCGGAGCAAGGUUAACAACCUCAGAAGAUGCUUUUUACAAAUGGGAAGGAACAAUAACAGGUGAUGAUAAAGGUUAUCAUCCCGCUCCUUGGAUCAAAGGUCACCUAAUGGAGCAUCAGCCAUCAUAUAUCUGGUACUGGAUGAGAGAAGGACCUUACAAAGUUCCUACUUCUUGCAAAGAAGUAUACUUCAGGGGGCUUUUGUCAAAGUCAGUGUCAGAUGGCUUAUUCUCAAUCAAACCUCCUGGACAGCAUGAAGUCAAAACGCUCUGUGAUUUCACAAGCGAAGGAGGACCCUGGACACUACUUGUGACAAGUAAGAACCACCGGGGGUGGGACGAAGACAACAUCAAAGAAAGAAACUCAGACAAACCUUCCUUACAAGACGACUAUUCCAUACUGGGGCUUGCAGACGCCAUAAAGGACUCUGACAAAGCUCAGGAAUUAUUUCAAUACAGAAUGGAAGCCGAUGACAAAAGAAGCUGGGGAGGGAUAUGGGAAGCACCACGUGACUACACAUUCCUAGCUACCAGCGACGAACAAACCAACGUGAGAAUUGUAAAGAAGUUUGACUCUUGGGAUGAGAAGAGCAACUUAGGAAAGCGCAUGCCCAGACUGGGAUUAUCUGGCGAUCUGUUAUUAACCAGUGCAUCAACUGUGGAUGAACCUUCAGGGUCCUUGGUGUAUAACAGUAGCGCCAGCUCCGCCUCGUAUCUACAGCAAGAGAAGCCAAACCCGCGUGUCGUGAGAUACUGGAUGAGAGAAGGAGCGAGGCUGUCUUGCAAUGACCAUAAAAUACAUGGAGUGAGAGCUGGUAUCAAGUACGAAGAGGAUAGCUUCCAGCUGAUUAAAGUCAGUGAUACCCAGUAUCUCCCGGUUUACUGCGAUAUGAUAACAGCUAAAGGAGCUUUCACUCUUAUUGUAACGAGUGCUCACAACAAUUGGACCCGGGAACAGGUCCCUCACAGAAAUGAACUACAUCCAGGGUUGAACCGAGAUUACUCAAUUUUAGACUUAGCAGAUGGUAUUAAAGACCUCAGUAGUAAUGGAACAUUCCAGUACAUGUUGGACGCUAAUACUCGGCGUCAUUGGGCUCCUACUUCCUACAGGUUGGAUAUUGACAAAGAUGUUUGA